Molecule: messenger RNA, 2631 nt
Organism: Ictalurus furcatus (blue catfish)
Lineage: Eukaryota; Metazoa; Chordata; Actinopteri; Siluriformes; Ictaluridae
Product: actin, alpha cardiac muscle 1-like
Exons: 6
Coding region: 1117-2295 (392 amino acids)
Source: RefSeq, a predicted model, not a curated record
UUAAGGGUUCAUAUUUUUAGUGUUCUAGGUAGAGCAUUUCUUUGUUGUUCUUAUGCUAUUACAGGUCAUCACCAAAUUAUAAUCUGUUCUCUUCAAGAUGUUAGCAAGACAGGUCAAAAGAAGGAAAGAAAAAAAAGAACAAUGAUAUUCCUUGUCUGUCAAACAUCCGUGGGCAUGAAAUAUCACGCUGAGGAAGAACCUCAUAUGUUCUUCGGCUCUGUGUGCAUCUAUUCAUACAUACUACAAAAUCAGUGUUCCUCUUUCUAGAAAUGAGUUGUGUCUCCUUUAAACAAGUUUAUAUGGGGAAAAAGAACUCACUUCAAAUAUGACAUAACUAUGGUAUAGGAAUAUACCGUAGUUUCAAGCAGAAAGAUUCCACUCAAUUACAAUUAUACUCAAUUAUGCAGACCCUCUAAAUAUUGUUACAAUUAUGCUAACCUACUAUUUGAGCAAAUCUAUUUAAUCAAUGACUUAUUACAGUCUUGGAUAACACAAACCAUAACAAAAGACUUUAAAAAGUGUGUUAAUGAUAUGGCAAGACAAUAGGCUGAGCCCCUUUUGUCGUUUUGGACCACACAUGCAGCAGGCAUUAACACAGCUUGCCAUAAAAGGGACACAAGUGUUUCCCCCGAAUCCCAUCCCUAUCCCAUUCAUAGUGUCACACACCCUCUGAUGGCACAAGCAUCGACUAAAUAAGGACAACGAGCCAAGAAGCACGUCCCACUGGCCGGUAUAAAGAGGAGCCUUCACACUCCAGCACACAGCCCCUCUGCCUGAGUGGAUCUGGUGAGUGCGCAUGCGCAGUACACACAACAUGCUUAAUGAGACUUUUAAUUGUCUGUGCGUCUUUUCCGUCAAUUCUGUUGAAACAAAACUAACAAACCAACGUUCAAACCCUAAAACAUUAUGUUCAAACCCUAAAACUCACACUACUGAUGCAAAGCCGAAUUAGUAGCUUAACUCACUGACAAUAACUGGUUAGAAAAAAUAAUAGUAUACAACAGAAGCAAAAAACUGUAUUGUAUAUUGUAUUGUACUGUACUGUGUUUUCCCGUAAUUGUGUUUUUGAAAAAGAUGUUAAUUCAUGGAGUCAUUAAUAGCUGUGAUAGUGUUUAAAUGUUAGUUUUAAUUAAUGUUUUUGACUUUGUUAGACUGUCCAAUAUGUGUGAUGAUGAGGAGACUACAGCUCUGGUGUGUGAUAAUGGCUCCGGCUUGGUGAAAAGUGGCUUCGCCGGAGAUGACGCACCGAGAGCGGUAUUCCCGUCCAUCGUCGGGCGCCCACGUCAUCAAGGCGUCAUGGUCGGUAUGGGACAAAAAGAUUCCUAUGUGGGUGAUGAGGCUCAGAGUAAGAGAGGCAUCCUGACCCUGAAGUACCCCAUUGAGCAUGGCAUCAUCACCAACUGGGAUGAUAUGGAAAAGAUCUGGCACCACACAUUCUAUAAUGAGCUGCGUGUGGCACCUGAGGAGCACCCGACCCUGCUAACUGAGGCUCCUCUCAACCCCAAGGCCAACCGAGAGAAGAUGACACAGAUCAUGUUUGAGACCUUUAAUGUGCCUGCCAUGUAUGUGGCUAUCCAAGCCGUGCUCUCCCUCUACGCUUCCGGACGCACAACAGGUAUCGUGCUUGACUCGGGUGAUGGUGUGACCCACAAUGUGCCCAUUUAUGAAGGUUACGCUCUUCCUCAUGCCAUCAUGAGACUGGAUCUGGCUGGUCGGGACCUCACAGAUUACCUUAUGAAAAUCCUCACUGAGCGUGGCUACUCCUUUGUAACGACAGCUGAACGUGAGAUUGUACGGGACAUUAAGGAGAAGCUAUGCUAUGUGGCAUUGGACUUUGAGAAUGAGAUGGCAACAGCUGCCUCCUCUUCCUCUUUGGAAAAGAGCUAUGAGUUGCCUGAUGGACAGGUCAUCACCAUCGGAAACGAAAGAUUCCGCUGUCCUGAGACUCUCUUCCAGCCGUCUUUUAUAGGUAUGGAGUCUGCUGGAAUUCAUGAAACAACAUACAACAGCAUUAUGAAAUGUGAUAUUGACAUCCGUAAGGAUUUGUAUGCCAACAAUGUCCUCUCUGGUGGCACCACCAUGUAUCCUGGUAUUGGCGACCGCAUGCAAAAGGAAAUCACAGCCCUCGCCCCUAGCACAAUGAAAAUUAAGAUAAUUGCUCCUCCUGAGCGUAAGUACUCUGUUUGGAUUGGAGGCUCCAUCUUGGCCUCCCUUUCCACCUUCCAGCAGAUGUGGAUCAGUAAACAGGAGUAUGAUGAGGCUGGACCCUCCAUUGUUCAUCGAAAGUGCUUUUAAACAUUACUGCAUUGACCAUCUCCACUGCUACACUCAGUCACCUUCGCAGCUACUCAUGAAUGCAUUAUUUAUAGACGCAAGUGUCAUUUUAUGUUGCAUUGGAUUUAUAGGUACAGGUUCCCUAUUAAACAAUGAUCUGGAUUUAUUAUGUGCUUGAAAUGAAACCUGCUGGGAUUUGGAGUAGGCCAUGGCAAUCUAUGGGCUACUCCAACAAGGAGAUCAUGAAUAUAUGUAUCUUAUAUCUUUCUUCAUGUAUUAAAAAAUUAAACGAAAAAUUGAAUCCGUGGAGAAUUCACUGGAAGAUUAUAACCAAAUAUCCCAAGCAUGAAGUCAUCU